Molecule: messenger RNA, 792 nt
Organism: Rotaria sp. Silwood2
Lineage: Eukaryota; Metazoa; Rotifera; Eurotatoria; Philodinida; Philodinidae
Source: the annotation of a GenBank genome assembly
AUGUCUGUAACAGAUUGGUCUCUUCUUUCAUUACUUUCAUCAUCGAUUGAACAAUGUAAAUCAAUUGAAUUUAUGCCAUUAACAUCAAUUGAUGAACAUACAGUCUAUUGUCAUUAUGAAGAAAAUAUUUAUUUAUGUUUAAAUCUUUAUGAAAUAAAACCAAUUGUUAAUUUAUGUUAUUCAUUUAUAUUUUCAAAAGAUUAUCAAGAUAAUUCACAAUUAAAUAUUUUAACACGUGUUUUACUUUGUUAUGUAACUGAAUGUUUAACAAGUUGGAAUAUACGUCGACGUUUUGUUUUGUCGAAUGUAAUAAAUAUUCAAGAUGAACUUCAAUUUUUGGAAGUUCUUUUGCAUUUAAAACCUAAAAAAUUAGAAAUAUGUAAUCGAACAGCUAAAUUACAUUUUAUUAAUUAUGCAUCAUGGUUAUAUCGUCGAUGGAUUAUUCAAUAUUUAAAUAUUAAUAUUGAUGAAGAAUUAGAUCGAAAUCGUUUAUGGUUAGAAAAGAAUAUUUCAGAUUCAAGCGGAUUUUCAUAUCGUACUUUUCUUUUAUCGAAAAAAAAUGUCAAUGAAAAUUUAAUUGAACAAGAAUUGAAAAUUAAUGAAAAUAUGUUAAAAUUCUAUUUUGAUAGAGAAUCAUUAUGGAUUUAUAGACAAACAUUAAUCUUUUUAGCAUUAAAAUUCAUAUCAAUAGAUCAAAAACAACUAUUGAUGAAAGAAUUAGAUUUAAUGAAAAUAUUUGAAAAGAAUUUUUUUUCUAAUAUAUAUUCUCGAUGCAUAAUUAAUAAAAUGUAA